Molecule: messenger RNA, 1005 nt
Organism: Henningerozyma blattae CBS 6284
Lineage: Eukaryota; Fungi; Ascomycota; Saccharomycetes; Saccharomycetales; Saccharomycetaceae
Product: PP2C family serine/threonine-protein phosphatase
Exons: 1
Coding region: 1-1005 (334 amino acids)
Source: RefSeq, a predicted model, not a curated record
AUGAACAUGUCAAUAAUGAGAGCAAAUAGUAGGUAUUACAUCUUUUCCAUAUCUUUCGUAGUUUUAAUUGUCACUUUCCUAUUUUCUACUGUUUUAAAAAAUUACUUUAAUGAUUGGAAUUUGAAAGAUACCAUUAUCAAGUUUACUAGAUACUCAAAUUUAGAGCCGAACUUCCAUUAUGUAGCAGAGGCAGCAUUUCAACCAAAGGAUCGCUCUAGUAUAAUAUAUCAAAAACUGGCCAACUCUGUAGAUUCACCAACAGGUGAAGAUAGCUAUUUUAUUGCUUCGAACUCUUAUAAUGACAUAUAUAUCGGUGUAGCAGAUGGUGUUGGCGGCUGGGCUGAAAGAGGGUAUGAUUCCAGUGCUAUCUCAAGGGAGUUAUGUAGCUCCAUGAAAGCGCUUUGUAGAGCUCAAACUGAAUUAACUCCUAAGCAAUUACUUUCUAAAGGAUAUAAUAAAAUAAAAUCAGAUGGUAUUGUAAAAGUAGGAAGUACUACUGCAAAUGUCGCUCAUUUAACUAGAAAUGGUAUUUUAAAUGUUGCAAAUCUAGGUGAUUCAUGGUGUGGUGUAAUUAGGGAUAGCAAAAUAGUAUUUCAAACGAAAUUUCAGACUGUUGCAUUCAACGCACCUUACCAAUUAUCGGUUAUCCCAGAUUUCAUAUUAGAAGAAGCUAAAAAGCUAGGUUCAUCAUAUAUCAUGAAUAUACCACUUGAUGCUGAUGAAUAUUCAUUCCAGCUACAAAAAGAAGAUAUUGUGCUUCUAGCAACAGAUGGGCUAGUAGAUAACAUUGAACCCAAUGAUAUAGCAUUAUUCAUUUCAAAUCGUUUUGCUUCAAAAGAUAAUAGUAAAUCAAUUGUACAAUCUCUAUUAAAUUAUGCAGAAAAAUUAAGUAAAGAUCCUAAUUAUGAAAGUGUGUUUGCAAAAGAGUUUACAAAAAUGUCUGGCCAAUAUUAUGUUGGUGGAAAGGAAGAUGAUAUUACUAUGAUCUAUGUCCAAGUUAAUUAG